Molecule: messenger RNA, 1870 nt
Organism: Drosophila simulans
Lineage: Eukaryota; Metazoa; Arthropoda; Insecta; Diptera; Drosophilidae
Gene: Hsp60D
Product: heat shock protein 60A
Exons: 2
Coding region: 107-1783 (558 amino acids)
Biological process (GO): protein import into mitochondrial intermembrane space; mitochondrial unfolded protein response; protein refolding
Cellular component (GO): mitochondrial matrix; mitochondrial inner membrane
Molecular function (GO): ATP-dependent protein folding chaperone; protein-folding chaperone binding; ATP binding
Source: RefSeq, a predicted model, not a curated record
UGAGUUAACCUUCAAAAAUGACAAAACUUUUCCAGAUUUCUCCAGUUUACCAAUUGCAAGGUAAUUAAAUUUAAGUUAAAGCUUCUGAUAAAGAUCUUGAAUCAGGAUGCUGAGCAGAUUGGGCCGGAGUGGUUGGACCGGUGUGCGCUGCUUUGCCAAUGACAUUCGCUUUGGAGCCGAGGCGCGCUGCCUGCUUAUGCAGGGCGUGAACGUCCUGGCCAACGCGGUGGCCACCACUCUGGGCCCGAAGGGCAGGAACGUGCUCAUCGAACAGCUGCUGAUCUCGCCGCGGAUCACCAAGGAUGGCAUCACGGUGGCCAAUAACGUGCAGCUGGGGAAUCGCCGGCAGGAUAUGGGAGUUCAAUUGCUGCGCCAGGCCACCAAUAAUACCAAUAAUAAAGUGGGCGAUGGCACCACCACGGCCACAAUUCUGGCCCGUGGAAUAGCCUGCCAGGGAAUGCAUGUGUUGCGCAAGAGCAAGGUGAACGUCCAACUCCUGCGGGAGGGCAUUCUCGAGGGAUCGCGCGCUGUGUGCGAUGCUCUAGGUGAGAUGUCCCAGUCGGUGGAUACCAUUGGCCAAGUGGAGGCAGUGGCCAAGGUGGCCCUGAAUGGAGACGAACGGCUGGCAGAGCUUAUUGGUGACGUGAUUUUGGAGCUGGGCGACAGCGGCGUCAUCCUGCUGAAGGAAUCUCACAGUCCCAUCGAUGAGGCUAAGAUCCAGGAGGGUCUAACCCUCGCUUCGGGCUACUGUUCGCCAUUCUUUGCCAGGCAAUCUCAUACCCUGGAAUUGGAGAAUUGCUUGUUGUUGCUUACAAUGGCCAAAAUUGAUCAAGUGGAUCAGAUCCUUCCCGCUCUCGAGUGGGCGAGAUUAAAGGAACGACCCCUUCUGAUCAUUGCCAAAAAUUUUGGUAGCGAUUUGCUUAAGAUCUUAGUGCUCAAUAAUCUGCAAGGUCGAGUUCAGGUCUGUGCUGUGAAGGCCCCAAACUUUGGGGACGAGCAGUGCGAGGAAAUGGAGGAUUUAGCUUUUGCUACGGGUGCCCAUCUUCUGGAGGAUGCCUCCAGUCUGGUGGAUCUCAGCGAGGAGGAUCUGGGUGAGGUGCGGGAGGCGGUGGUGGACGCCAAGGAAACGCACCUUUUGCAACCGAUCAAUGUGAACGAGGAGCAGGUGCAGUCCCGCAUCCAGCACAUUCGUGAGCUGAUCGAUGAGGCUUUCACCGAUGUGGAACUGGACCGCCUGAAAACACGACUUGGUCGCUUGCAGGGCCAACUGGCCACCAUUUUCGUGGGCGGUACCAGUGAGCUGGAGGUGAGCGAGCGAAAGGAUCGCUUCAACGAUGCCCUUCACGCCGUUCGAGUGGCCAUAAGUGAUGGUGUGGUUCCCGGAGGAGGAACCGCCUAUCUUCGAUGCAUUCCAGUUUUGGACGAGUUGCCGCCAACCGAGAUAAUGGAGCACCAGGUUGGCAGGGAAAUUGUAAAGGACGCUCUACGGCUACCAUGCUAUACGAUCGCCCGCAAUGCUGGAGUGGACCCCAAUGAGGUACUACGUCGUGUUUUAAAGGGCAGUGGCAACUACGGAUAUGAUGCCUCCGCUGACGAAUUUGACGAUCUUGUGGUCCGGGGAAUUGUGGAUCCCACAAAAGUGUUACAGUCAGCCAUGACGGCUGCCGCCGGAAUUGCUUCUCUUUUGGCCACCACCGAGGUGCUAAUCACUAGACAACCCACCAAACCGAAGAUUCCCAAAAAUCAGGUUACCAGGGAUCUGGCUAAACUUGUUGGAAUGUAGGUUAGAUAGUGCGUUUUGGAGAAAGAAAAAGAAAGCCCUAAAUUCUAUGUUGAAAAAAUAAAUGGUUAAUACAAAGAAAAAAUAAAA